Neoarius graeffei (lesser salmon catfish) is the source of this 2171-nucleotide messenger RNA. RefSeq names its product E3 ubiquitin-protein ligase TRIM39-like. The coding region runs from base 184 to 1992 and encodes 602 amino acids. The record is from RefSeq and is a predicted model, not a curated record. NCBI's taxonomy places the organism in Eukaryota, Metazoa, Chordata, Actinopteri, Siluriformes, Ariidae. Gene Ontology annotation, molecular function: protein binding; zinc ion binding. The transcript has 9 exons.
AGGAAGGGAUUAAAGUCAAAGUGAAAGCAGUUCCAGCUCACAUCGAGAAGAAACCCUUAUUUUCACAUUAAUUUCUGAAAUUCACUGCCGGAUUUUCACCGAGGCUGAAAUAUAAACACAGACAAUUCUCACUCCCUGAAAAGAGGCGAGUAAAAUAAAGGUUCAAAACACAGGAGGAAGAAAAUGGCUGAAUCUUCAUCACCAGCAAAAGACAGAAGAAGGAGAAGCAUGGAACAACCAGGUUCAUCAUUUUCUGGUGACUCCAGCAGUCUCCUGUCUGAAGAGCAGCUGCUGUGUUCGAUCUGUCUGGAUGUGUUCACUGAUCCACUCAGCACUCCAUGUGGACACAACUUCUGUAAGAGCUGCCUUACACAGUGCUGGGAGAAGAGUCAACACUGUCACUGUCCAUUAUGUAAAGAGAAAUUCACCAAGAAACCUGAACUGAAGAUUAAUACAACGCUGAGAGAGGUUGUAGAUCUCUUCAAGAAGAAACGUGGUCCUGACAAACCUGAGGUUCUUUGUGAUGCCUGCACUGGAGAGAAGCUGAAGGCUCUGAAAUCCUGUCUGGAUUGUUGUACAACUUUCUGUAAAACUCAUUUAGAGCCUCAUAAUCAUGUUUCCAAACUUAAGAAACACAAACUAAUAAACCCUGUGGAGAACCUGGAGGACUACAUAUGCCAGAAACAUGAGAGACCGCUGGAGCUGUUCUGUAGAGAUGAUCAGACGUGUGUGUGUCAGUUCUGCACUGAGACAGACCACAAGAAUCACAACACUGUUCCUAUAGAGGAGGAGAGCGGAGAGAGGAAGACUCAGCUGGGGAAAACACAGACAGAUGUGCAGCAGAUGAUUGAGGAUCGACUGAAAAAUAUACAAGAGAUCAAACACUCAGUCGAGCUCAGCAAAAGAAGCACAGAGAAAGAGAAAGCAAGCAGCGUUGAAGUCUUCACUGCUCUGAUUCGCUCCAUUGAGAGAAGUCAGGCUGAGCUGCUCGAGGCGAUGGAGGAGAAGCAGAAAGCAGCAGAGAGGCAGGCUGAAGGACUCAUUAAAGCGCUGGAGCAGGAAAUCACUGUGCUAAAGAGGAGAGACACUGAGCUGGAGCAGCUCUCACACACUGAGGAGCAUCUCCACCUCCUACAGAUUUACUCCUCCAUGUGCAGCCCUCCACACACCAAGAACUGGACUGAGAUCAGUAUUAAUGCUGAUCUGAGUGGGGACACUGCGAGGACAGCUCUGUCUCAGCUUCAGCAGACUCUGAAUAAGAAACUCACUAAAACACUCGAUGACAAGUUAAAGGAAGCAGAACUGAAGAGGAUUCAGCAGUAUGCAGCAGCUAGCAGCAGUAAUGCCGCAGCAAUCAUGCCGAAAAGAAAAUGUACCUUUUCCAAAGAUUUACAGCGCACCUACCCCUUCCUCCAAGAGGUGCAGAACAAUGCGCACCAAGCCUACUGCACACACUUGGAUGUGACUCUGGAUCCUGAUACAGCUCAACCAUAUCUCAUCCUGUCUGCUGAUGGAAAACAAGUGACACAUGGAGACAAACGACAGAAUCUCCCUGAUACACCACAGAGGUUUGAUCCGUGUGUUAUGGUUCUGGGAAAGCAGAGUUUCUCCUCAGGGAGAUUUUAUUAUGAGGUGCAGGUCAGAGGGAAAACUAACUGGGAUUUCGGAGUUGUGAGAGAGAACAUUAACAGGAAGGGGAAGAUUACACUGACUCCUCAGAAUGGAUUCUGGACUGUGUGGCUGAGGAAUGAGAAUCAGUAUCAGGCUUGUGCUGGUCCCCCUGUCCCCCUCACACUGAGAGAGAAGCUGGAGACGGUGGGGGUGUUUGUGGAUUAUGAGGAGGGUCUGGUCUCCUUUUAUGAUGUGAAGUCCAGAUCUCAUAUCUACUCUUUCACUGGUCAGUCUUUCACUGAGAAACUCUAUCCAUACUUCAGUCCUGGUUUAAAUGAAGGAGGUAAAAAUUCAGCCCCACUGAUCAUCUCUCCUGUAUGAAAGACUGAAUUAAUUUUCAACUCACAAAUGUAAUCAUCUAUUAAAUGGUGAGAAUAAACAAAAAUAUUUUACUUUUUCUGGUUAAUUUUAGUAAUACAUAUUCCCCUUUAAAAUGCUGUACAGUUUAUUUUAAUACCUGGGCUUAGUUUUUGCAGAAACAAAUAAUUUUACUCCUACUG